Messenger RNA from Necator americanus (New World hookworm), 1050 nucleotides. RefSeq lists its product as uncharacterized. The transcript has a single exon. The record is from RefSeq and is a predicted model, not a curated record. The coding region runs from base 1 to 1050 and encodes 349 amino acids. NCBI's taxonomy places the organism in Eukaryota, Metazoa, Nematoda, Chromadorea, Rhabditida, Ancylostomatidae.
AUGAGGCGUGGAGGUGUUUGCAAGGAAGACAAAGAUUGUCCUGUCGGAUCAGGAUCCAUUUGUGUCAACUCACAAUGUGUGGGAGCAAUUAAAUGUCAGACAUCUGCUGACUGUCCUGUCGAGCCAUACAUGGAAUGCAUAAGAUCACAAUGUCAGGAAACUAGCUAUCCAUGUCGCAUAGAUGCUGACUGUCCUUCUCGUGUUCCUAUGAAAUGUUCGCAGCAACGUUGUGUAAGAGACAACGACUUCUGCAACAAUGACCAACAAUGCUACUCAAGAGGAUUCAAAGUCUGUGUUGAUCAUCGUUGUGUGAAGCAACAGCAUUGCCAAUCAAACAGAGACUGCCGCUCGUAUCCAGCAGAAAUUUGCUUAAAUUCUGUAUGUGCCGAAGCGUCCAGAUGCAGAGAUGAUUCAGACUGUUCGCAAAAUCAGGGAAUGUUCUGUAUAGCUUCUGUGUGCCAGGAGCUUCGUCAGUCCUGUUUGCUGGACUCUGAUUGUCCAUUGGACCUUUGGGUGUUCUGCAUCAAAAACAAAUGCACAAAGCUUGGACAACGUUGUUCUACUGAUCGUGACUGUCCACCUAAUUCCUUCUGCGUAGGAUCGAAGUGCAACAAGCCUAUCUCCUGUUACUCGGACUCAGAGUGCUCGAAUUUUCCUGGUGCUUACUGUCUCAAUUCGAAAUGCACGAAUGCACUCCCUUGCCAAAAAGACUCGGAAUGCCAAGUUAACGAUGAUGUGUAUUGUGUCAAUUCGGCGUGCAGAAAGCUUGGACAGCCUUGUGGUAGAGAACAGGAGUGUCCCUAUCAACCAUUCGUAGAGUGCGUCGAAGUAAAAUGCGUAAAAGCAGGCCAAAUUAGCUCCUGCGAGACGGAUGCGGACUGCCCUUCCUUUCCACCAAUGGGGUGUCUCCAUUCGAAAUGUGUGAGAAUUGGACAAAGCUGCGGAAUAGACAGAGACUGCCCACCCCGAAUGAGAUGCGUGAGCUUUAAAUGUGCGACACGUGGUCCACGUUGCACGACAAACAGGGACUGGACCCAACCCAAAUCCUAA